AGUUGUUGUAGAGGCAUUCAGCUUCCAGCCGGUCUACUAUCAGUCCUUGUGAGCUAAUGAUAUCACCUCUUCUUAGAGAACGCGAGUAAAGAGCAGCCUUCUAUAAGUCAAUCGGUAAGGUCGGCAGAUCACUUCCCCAUCCCAGGAGCUGAACGUCUUUUUAAGUCCGGUGAGUCACCGACAUGACAACGUGUGACGCGUAUGCUAGCAUUCCUCGAGCUCAACUAACAUACGAUUAUCUGCAUACAAACAGCACAACUCAUGAAUUCCUGUUUGGUGCUCUGGCUGAGCUUGUAGACAACGCAAGAGAUGCUGCUUCCAAAAGGAUUGAUAUCUAUUCAGUUCCUGCCGAGUCAUACCGGGGUAAAUACAUGCUGUGCUUCCUCGAUGAUGGUGAUGGAAUGGAUCCAGACGAAGUGUCAAAUGUUAUCAAGUUUGGGCGAUCCGAUAAACGAAUCAUUGACAAGAACAUGAUUGGACAGUAUGGCAAUGGUUUGAAAUCGGGUACCAUGAGAAUAGCGAAAGACAUGAUUCUCUUCACAAAAAAGGAUAACAAAUUAAGCUGCUUGAUGAUUUCUCGAACGUUCCACGAGCGAGAAAAGAUCAACGAGAUCUUAAUUCCAAUGCCGAAUUGGGACGCUAAGACGAAACGUCCUUUAUAUAGGCGACAAAGAGAUGCAGAACAGCAUCAAACUGAGGUUGGCAUCAUUACCAAAUACUCACCGUUCAAGACUKCCGAGAGCCUUCUUGCAGAAUUCGACAAAAUAAAAUCUACAGGAACUCUCGUCAUCUUGUAUAACCUACAGUUAAUGGACAAUGGACAGCCAGAGCUUGACGUCACCACCGAUCCACGGGAUAUCUUGAUGGGUGACCCAUAUGCAGGCGAAACAUAUGGUGAUGAUAAAAACAGUGUUGUACCAGAGAGAAAGUCUUUUCGAGCUUACACCGCAGUAUUAUACCUGGACCCUAAGAUGAAAAUCUAUAUCCAGAACAAAAAAGUACGAACAGUUCGUCUAGUCACAUCUCUCUACAAGCCAGCUACAUACACAUUUACGUCCAAACGCUUCAAGUGUCGAUUAGAACGAGAGGAAAAGAAAGCUGAGCAAGAGCUUAAAAUAGCUGAGGCAAAAGCUAAAGAGCUGGAAAUGCAAGACAGGGAAGAAAGGGAGAAGACAGAAAGUUUAGGAACAUCUAAAGAUACAAUAGCCGCUGAAAGACAAUCUGGAGUUCGUCUGGCACAAGCGAGAACUGAUGUUAACUUUAAGAAAAUGACUUACGAUAACACAAAAAAGGCAUUAAAGGAGCCGCAAACAUUGGAUUUUGUAUUUGGAAUAAAUCUGAAUAAACGGCGAUGCUGUGGUGUUAUGGUGUACAACUGUAAUAGAUUAAUCAAAAUGUAUGAAAAAGUUGGAUGUCAAACGGAAGGAGGAGUCCAGGGUUAUGGAGUGAUGGGUAUAGUUAACGUACCGUACCUAGUGUUAGAACCAACUCACAACAAACAAGACUUCGCUGACGGCAAGGAGUAUAAAGCUCUGACAAAAGCGUUAGGGGAGCAUUUAGACGAUUACUGGAAGCAUUGUCCUAUAUCGAAACAAGGAGUUGUUAAAUUUUGGGACGCAUACGGUUACAACACUUCAAAAUGGAAAGAAGACCCAUCYGUAGACGARCGGUACGUMAGGAAACGAAUGAUGGAUCUYCCUCUUUAYGUCCAGUGUGACAAGUGUCUAAAAUGGCGGGAACUUGCCUUUCAUUCGCGCUACGUACAAAAGGAACCUGAUGAGCAUUGGUCCUGUAAAAUGAAUCCUGAYUCGGAUUGUAAUAACUGUCAGCGGCCGGAGAAAAAACCAGCCAGUACUUCGAGAGCCACAUUGAACAAGUCCAGACCUCAUAAGACAACUCCUGCACCAGAUACUAAUCGUGACUCAAGGACACAGGCAACAGAAAGCAGAUCUCAAAAUUCGCGAGAAGCGACGAGAGGUCAACCARCACCACCACCGAGAACGAAUAAACCUGUGGAAAGAGCAGCUGAAAGACCGAUUCGUCCGGCUCCUCAAUCGAGGUCAAGCGUUCCCCAGGCUUCUCCGGCCAGAACGGUCGCUCCUCAGGCCCCGCAUUCGAGAACCGUUAAUUCCCAGGCUACUCCAACGAGAUCUGUGGCACACGCGACAACAAGCUCAUCAGCAAGGCAAAAAACACAAACAAGCUCUGCKAAAAGACAAGAACGAGCUACUCCAAGUCCAACAACAACAGCCUCGCGUCAGAUAAAACAAGAGAAGUCAUCACAAAAAAGACCAGUAGGACGGCCACCAAAAGCCGACAGUACUGAGCAAAAACGAGAGUCGACCAUGAAACGUCCUCACCCAGAUAACAACAACGUAGAGGAUGUUCAAGAGAAAAGUGACGCGGCUAAACGAAGAAAAAGCGACGCAGUCCCGUCUCCUGUUGCCAUUGAACCGGAGAUUGAUAGUAACGCGGACAUGGACUGGACUAAUGAACGCGAGGCUGAAGCUAGUGGUCCGUCUAAAUCAACACCCUCUAAACCCACCGRACCGAACGAUAUCAUCGCUUUGCAAGGUCGUGAGUGCGAGGCCAAGACGCACGAUGGCGGAUGGCAUGUCGGUACGAUAGUAUGUGUUAAACAAAAAGGCGAUGGAAUAUUUGCUAAAGUGAAAUUCCGAGAAACUCCUCAAGACAGUUUUGACAAGUGGUAUGAUUAUCCUGGUAUCAGCAUCCGUCUCGAACUGUCAAGCGAGUCAACGCCUUCAUCACCGGUCAGUCUCCCUUCUCCACARCCUCUUCCUUCGAGUUCAUCGAUAGAGCUACCAAGCACAACUACGACUGAAGCACCUAGGCCACCAAGCCUUCCCUCUAGUCCUGUAGCCUCGCCAGACAAUACAGUAUCMUCAUUGGCUGAUCGUGAAGAGACUGUCCAGGACCUCGCGGCUUUGGCAAGGAAACUUUUGGCGUUCUACGCGCCUCCAGAGUUCCGCCUGACAAAAGAUCAGCUCGGCUGCCUGUCUAUUCAAGAGCUUAGAAACUUCAACACGAAAGAAUUCUGUGACAAGUACGAAGAAGAUUUAGGAACAUGGUUGGAUAAAGUAACAGUCAAGGCAAAGACUGAAGAACGAGCCGUAAUUAACACAGAAUUACAAGAAACAAAGAAACAAUUAUCUGACGUCACUCAACAGCUGACGUCACUUAGAGGAAAAACAUGCCAACUCAUAGGCAUGUUAAAUGAUAGUUCAGGAGAAAAUCACAUACCAGAGAACAUUGAAGAACUCGAGAGUACACUAGACAACUACAUUACACUUCUACAAAACGAAGCCAACUAGCAACCUUAAAUCUUAUACACUUCUAGGAUAUUUUAAACUUUUCAUUUGAGAAAGUUCGCUGUACAUUACAUACCUUAGCUAAUGUUGUUGAUAUUAUUGGAGCUAUUAUUUUCUCCGUGAAUUCUUAAAAUUAUACAACAAGAAUAUAUUUAACAAUCAGACCACGAGGUCGAUUAGMCUAAUUGUUUUAGUAUCCACCAAACUAUGGGGUAAAUUUGAAAAAAGGCCAUAAGGAACAAUUUUUCUCGGCGUUUUUCGACUAAUUUUGCUUCAUUCGGUGCUAACAUGGAAAAUCAUGAAUCACACCAUAGUUCAGUAGCCAAUCAGAAUGCGGGAUUUGUAAUAGGCCAUAGUUUGUUGGAUGCUAAAGGUGUAUAGCCGGUUUUAGAAGGCAAAAUAACGUGAAACAGUCCAAGUCCCGACAUUAGAUACUUUUAUCAAGCCUUCGUAAAAAUGGGACAGUUUAGUAAACGCUUUAUAUUCUUUCGCUUAACAUUUAUCAUACGCAAAAUUCGCAAGGAAUCCAUAUUAUUAAUCUUGAUUCAAACGUUUUUAAAUAAUACUGUACAGACUAAGGUGUAUUUACGCCGAUUAACAUCGACUUGGAACUUGUAUUUUGUGUUCUAGUCAAAGACAUUUUUGCUGUUCAAGUUAUUUUGAAAAUAAACAAAAGGUUGGUUGUUAAGCAACCAAUAUGCAUUGUGGAAGAAA
Exaiptasia diaphana is the source of this 4043-nucleotide messenger RNA. Its product is annotated as ATPase MORC2A. Gene Ontology annotation, molecular function: zinc ion binding. Lineage: Eukaryota; Metazoa; Cnidaria; Anthozoa; Actiniaria; Aiptasiidae. The transcript is spliced from 38 exons. Bases 183 to 3332 code for a protein of 1049 amino acids. The record is from RefSeq and is a predicted model, not a curated record. Gene Ontology annotation, cellular component: nucleus.